Molecule: messenger RNA, 1907 nt
Organism: Spea bombifrons (plains spadefoot toad)
Lineage: Eukaryota; Metazoa; Chordata; Amphibia; Anura; Pelobatidae
Product: cytochrome P450 20A1
Exons: 13
Coding region: 94-1494 (466 amino acids)
Cellular component (GO): membrane
Molecular function (GO): monooxygenase activity; iron ion binding; oxidoreductase activity, acting on paired donors, with incorporation or reduction of molecular oxygen
Source: RefSeq, a predicted model, not a curated record
UUCAGUCUGGCAGGAGAAAGCAAUCGAUGAUCGAGUUCGUGCAGUCGCUCGCUGACGUGCACGGCUUGGCGGGGUACUUUGUGGAGGUGUAGGAUGUUGGACUUCGCUAUAUUCGCGAUCACCUUCCUGCUAAUUUUGGUGGGAGCUGUGCUGUAUCUUUAUCCGUCUUCCAGGCAAGCAUGUGGCAUCCCUGGACUUGCUCCUACCGAAGAGAAAGAUGGGAACCUUCAAGAUAUUGUCAGCAAAGGAAGUCUGCAUGAAUUUCUAGUCAACCUACAUGAAAGAUUUGGGCCUGUUGCGUCCUUUUGGUUUGGUCGUCGACUUGUUGUUAGCCUAGGGUCUUUGGACUUAUUAAAACAACAUAUCAACCCCAAUAAGACCUCGGAUCCAUUUCAAAUGAUGCUGAAAUCUUUAUUGGGAUAUCAGUCAGGAGUCAUUGGGGAAGCAGCCGAAAAUCACAUACAGAAAAAGCUUUAUGAGAAUGCAAUCAACAAAGCACUGCAAAGCAACUUCAGCAUAAUAGUUAAGCUGUCAGAGGAGUUGUUGGCAAAGUGGAAUUCCUACCCGCAGUCUCAGCAUGUGCCUCUAUGCCAACACAUGAUUGGGUUUGCGAUGAAAGCAGUUACCCAGACAGCCAUGGGAAGCAGCUUUGAGGAUGAUCAGGAAGUUAUCCACUUUCGCAGAAACCAUGAUGCAAUAUGGUCUGAAAUUGGGAAAGGUUUCCUGGAUGGAUCAAUUGAAAGAAGUCCUAAUCGUAAAAAGCUCUAUGAAAAGGCCUUGACAGAGAUGGAAACGGUUCUAAAGAAGGCCAUAAGGGAGCGCAGAGGGAAGAACCUUGGUCGUCAUGUAUUUGUCGACUCUUUGCUUCAAGGGAACCUUAGUGACAAACAGGUCUUAGAAGACAGUAUGAUCUUCUCCUUGGCUGGUUGUGUGAUUACCGCGAACUUGUGUACAUGGGCUAUAUAUUUCCUGACUUCAUCAGAGGUUGCUCAGGAAAAGCUGUACAAGGAGGUGACCAGAGUCUUGGGGAAGGGACCCAUCACCUUGGAAAAAAUAGAACAGCUCAGCUACUGCCGGCAGAUUCUGUGUGAAACUGUACGUACUGCCAGCCUCACUCCUAUCUCUGCCCGGCUUCAGGAGUUAGAGGGGAGGAUCGACCAGCAUGUCAUUCCUAAAGAGACUCUUGUCUUGUAUGCCCUCGGAGUUGUGCUUCAGGACAGCAAUGUUUGGCCAUCAGCCUACAGAUUUAAUCCUGAUAGAUUUGAGGAUGAAACAACCAAGCAGAACCUUAUUUUGCUGGGUUUUUCAGGAAGCCAGGCAUGUCCUGAAUUAAGAUUUGCCUAUAUGGUGGCCACUGUCCUUCUUUGUGUCCUUGUAAGGAAACUCCAUUUACUUCCAGUGGAAGGGCAGGUAAUGGAAACAAGGUAUGAGCUUGUGACAUCACCAAAAGAAGAGGCCUGGCUCACAGUGUCAAAGAGGAACCCAGCCAAUUAGUUUCCCAUUUGGAAAAGCCAAAAGCACACAGAAAUGUAUCCCGUUACUGCCAGAGACCAUGUACUGUGACCUAUUGCUUCCUAUAAGAACAGUGAACGUUUGAAACAGUAGCACCCUACAACUAAGACGCUGGAUGGUUGUGACAGACUUGUUUUCUCUACUCAGAUGUUCUACACUACAGAUGUCCCACAGUUAUUUAAUACACAGUGUUACUCUGUUGAACUUGUGCACAUUUUAGGACCAAAACUAUGUUAAUUCAUCAGAUGUCUAUAGUAGGCGUGUGGUGCUUAAAUCCAUCUAGAUUGUAUGACAGUUUUUCUUAAACAUGAUAAUACCAGUUUGGACAUUUAGAAAGAAACAGUUAUAGUCAUUCAGGGCAUACUGCGCAAUUAAAAAGAUUCUCAUUUUGAAGA